Aethina tumida (small hive beetle) is the source of this 1186-nucleotide messenger RNA. RefSeq lists its product as uncharacterized. The record is from RefSeq and is a predicted model, not a curated record. The transcript is spliced from 2 exons. NCBI's taxonomy places the organism in Eukaryota, Metazoa, Arthropoda, Insecta, Coleoptera, Nitidulidae. Bases 27 to 1061 code for a protein of 344 amino acids.
CAAGAGCCUUCCACCAACAAGUAAACAUGUUUGAUAAAAACAUUAUAAUUUUACUCUUCUUUGUUGGCGUUGCCCACAAUGUACGUAGUGAUCCUGGAAACCAAACCCCUGCUCAAAAUUCAGACAAACCAGAUGAUCGAUUUGCCUAUCAAUCUCAGCUGCAGCAACAACAAGAGAUUCAACAACAAUUACCCCAAUUUGCUCGUCAACCUCAACAGAAUCCGCAACAGGGUAUUCCCCAAUUUGCCACUCAAAUUCCCCAACAAUUUGGCCUGAGAGAGACUUCACAAGAAAAUGCUCAACAAUCUUUUACCCAAUUGUCUUUCAGAAACACUCCACAAUUUCGUGGAUUCCCACAACAACCUACUUUGCCACAGUUUCAAGUAACAAGACUUCAACCACAAACAGCCUCUGCAGCUCCCCAAUCAACCCCCUCACCUCAACCCACACCUUUAGCAACGAGAUCACAGCAGUUCAUCCCGCAACCCCAAUUCGAAAGCCGCUUGCCCCAAUUCAACACUCAACCUACUCAAUUUACUCCUUUAACUAACGAAGUUGUACCCAGAACGGCCCCACAAAUCGAAAACUUUGCUCCUGAUCCCCAAACUCCCGAAUUACCUCAGCAACCAGCUCAACCAGCCUUGCCCCGCAUUCCCCAACCUGCUCAAGCACCCCAAUUACCACAACUCCCACGAAUUCCUCAAGCAGCAACACCAUUGAUUCCCCAAACCUACUCAACAGCAUACUUCAAUUCCCCCGCAUAUUCAUUAUCCCAAACACUCCCCUUGUUUCCCGCUCAGGCCGCACUGAAUCCGUACACCCUUAGCCCGCAAGUUGCUCCAAUUCAACUACCCAAUGCCUACCCUUACACUUUGAAUUCGGCCGCUGCCUAUUCCGGUAACUAUCCGACCCUCCUCGCUGCAGCGAACUACCAACCAGGAUUCCCAAGUCAAUUAGCACCCCAGCAGUAUCCAGCAGAUGCUGCUCUUAAUCCAUCCAGACAAGAGCAAGCUCAGGAAGCAAACCAACCUAGUGGCCAAGGCGAACUGUUGGAAAACUAAUGAGAUUCAAAUCUGAUGCCUUAGUGACACAAUUUUUUUAUUUUCUAAAUUAUUCUUUUCAAAAUUAUUAUUUUUAUAUUUUUUUACUAAAGAAUUUGAAUAUACAUAUUUGAAAUAUAGUUUUU